Molecule: messenger RNA, 1434 nt
Organism: Acomys russatus (golden spiny mouse)
Lineage: Eukaryota; Metazoa; Chordata; Mammalia; Rodentia; Muridae
Gene: Fth1
Product: ferritin heavy chain 1
Exons: 8
Coding region: 1-1281 (426 amino acids)
Biological process (GO): iron ion transport; intracellular iron ion homeostasis
Cellular component (GO): cytoplasm
Molecular function (GO): ferrous iron binding; ferric iron binding
Source: RefSeq, a predicted model, not a curated record
AUGGCGGCACUGUCAGGCAAAGGCGGAGAAGCAGCCGGACCAGAUACCGAACACCGCGAUCACGCCACGCCGGCCGGCCGCCCACGCUCACUCACCCGGUGGCGCCGCGUCCGCACCAACUACUGCGAUUCUAGUCCGCGGCUCCCGCAGAUAAAGCUUCCCGCCGAGCUGGACGCGCAGUCCGAGGGGCCCUCAGGGAUCGCCGCAGCCGCGGACCAACCGGGCGGGAGGCUAGGAGGCGGGGUAAAGAACGUAAGGCUUUUUACACGCCUCUACUUCCGGAAGCCGGGACACUCGACGAACUACGAUGGUCACCCGGAAGUAUUUGCUAUGUACCCUCUCGAUUGGACAGCCACGUACCACGGAGAAUUUUUGGCCCGCAUGCAUCUGCUAAGUCUUGAGUUACGGGUGGUCACCAACACCUGUAAAAUGAUACACGACCGUCUCCAAGAUAUUUAUACCUCCACCUUCUUUACAGAGUCAUUCUCAGUAGCCAAGAGGGCGCGCCUGACGCACGCUCCCGCUAUAAGUGCGACCCGCUGGCCACCAGCCUCAGACGUUCUCGCCCGGAGUCGCCGCGGUUUCCUGCUUCAACAGUGCUUGAACGGAACCCGGUGCUCGGCCCCUCCGACCCCAGCCGGCAGCUCCGAGCCUGAGCCCUCUGCAAUCUCGUCGCGCCGCCGCUCCAGCCUCGCCACCGCACCUCGCCCCGCUGCCGCCGUGACCACCGCGUUGACCACCGUGUCUGCCUCUCAAGUGCGUCAGAACUACCACCAGGACUCAGAGGCUGCCAUCAACCGCCAGACCAACCUGGAGUUGUAUGCCUCCUACGUCUAUCUGUCUAUGUCUUGCUACUUCGACCGGGAUGAUGUGGCUCUGAGGAACUUUGCCAAGUACUUCCUCCACCAAUCUCACGAAGAGAGGGAACACGCUGAGAAACUGAUGAAGCUGCAGAACGAACGAGGUGGCCGGAUCUUCCUGCAGGAUAUCAAGAAACCAGACCGUGAUGACUGGGAGAGCGGGCUGAACGCAAUGGAGUGUGCACUGCACUUGGAAAAGAGUGUGAAUCAGUCACUACUGGAACUUCACAAACUGGCUACUGACAAAAAUGACCCCCAGUUAUGUGACUUCAUUGAGACACAUUACCUGAAUGAGCAGGUGAAAUCCAUCAAAGAACUGGGUGACCACGUGACCAACUUGCGCAGGAUGGGAGCCCCUGAAACUGGCAUGGCAGAGUAUCUCUUUGACAAGCAUACCCUGGGACACAGUAAUGAGAGCUAAGUUGACUUCCCUAAAGCCGCGUGACUUCCCUGGUCACUGAGGCGCAGUGCAUGCAUGUCGGUCUGCCUUUAUCUUUUCUAUAAGUUGCACCAAAACAUCUGCUUAAGUUCUUUAAUUUGUACCAUUUCUUCAAAUAAAGAAUUUUGGUACCCA